Molecule: messenger RNA, 1280 nt
Organism: Condylostylus longicornis
Lineage: Eukaryota; Metazoa; Arthropoda; Insecta; Diptera; Dolichopodidae
Gene: Pih1D1
Product: PIH1 domain-containing protein 1
Exons: 5
Coding region: 90-1139 (349 amino acids)
Biological process (GO): rRNA processing; box C/D snoRNP assembly
Cellular component (GO): ribonucleoprotein complex; cytoplasm; R2TP complex
Source: RefSeq, a predicted model, not a curated record
UAGAGAUUAGUUGUUACUGCAGACUUAUUUUUUUGAACAACAAAAAGUUUUCUAGAAUUUUUCUUGUUGUAAAAAAUAACAAAUUGGAAAUGGAUAAAAAACCAAACUUUUUAGAAUGUGACGCAUCAAUUUUGGAAAGUAAUUUAAAAUUCAUAAAGAGUGAAUACGAAAAUGAAUUUGAAGAAAUCUUUGGUAAUUCAGACAACUUUCCAUCAGAAUCGGCCAAUUCUAAGAUAAUAAAACCCACUCCAGGAAUGUGCAUCAAAGCUUUUAAAGUUAAUUCGGAAGAGAAAUUUUUUAUAAAUUUAUGCCAAACUGAUGGUAUUCCGCCCCCAAAGGAAAUAUCUGAAAAUGAUUUAACCGAAAUAUUACAAUCUGAUACACCAAGCUCUUUUCGUAUACCUAUGAGUAUUAGUCAAAAACAUGAAACAAAAGAUAAUUCUGGCAAUUCCGUUGAAGUAUGCGACAUUGCAAUUAAUACGAAAUUUUUUGAUAAAUGCUCUAAAAUUAUAUUAUUCCGAGACUUCUUGAUUGCAUUAAUUUUGGAAGCAUUGGAUGAAAAAUACAAUAUUCAAUUAAAAAGUGAGAAUUGGUUAAUAUUAAAAAAUCGCAAAUUCAUUGGAACAUUAGUAUCACAUCGUGUUAAAAAUUCGGAUGUCGAAACUGUAUUAAAUUCUUAUGGAAUGGGAACAGCAGUAAAUGAAAAAAAAUUGAUUGAAGAAAUAAAAGAGUCAGAAAAUGAUUCAGCAAUAACGAAUUUCAAAAAUUCUGCCAACUAUGGCAAAAAAGUAAUGAGUACAAAUAACGAAAAAAACAUGAAAAAUGCUCCUGGAGAUAAUUUAAGAAAAAUUAAAGAGUCAAUCGCAUUAGCAAAUUCUAAAAUACCUGAAUACAAAGUAUUUUCAAUCAAAAAGAACGGAAUCGUUUCUGAACUUUUAGCUGAAUUUUGGUUACCAGAAUGUUUUUCAAUCAAUGAAAUUCAUUUGGACAUCGGAGAAGAUCGAAUUCUUUUAGAAUCAAUGAAACGAGGUUACCUUUUUGAAAAAUUUACCGAAUAUAAAAUAAAUCAAGAGAAAAUUGAUGCAGUCUUUGAUACCAAAGAUAAAAUGCUUCGAGUUAAAAUGGGUUUGAUGAUUUAAAUAAAGAAAUAAACAAAAGCAUCCUCUAUAAAUUGAAGAUCGAAGAAGAGGAAAUAAGUUUAAAUAAUACAAACUAUCAAAAUUAUUAUUCUUCUGUAAAUAUAAAACUUUUAAAAUAUAUAUAUAUAUCAGUUUUAUUAU